Messenger RNA from Punica granatum (pomegranate), 3360 nucleotides. The record is from RefSeq and is a predicted model, not a curated record. NCBI's taxonomy places the organism in Eukaryota, Viridiplantae, Streptophyta, Magnoliopsida, Myrtales, Lythraceae.
CUCCUCCCUCAGCCCAAACCGCCACUUCCCACUCCUACUUAUUUCCGUACUCACUCUCGGCCAGCCAAGCUUUGCUCUCUUCUUCACUUAACAGUUACUUUUCCAUAGAAAGAGACCCAAAGAAACAGUGGACGUGCAUUGUUUGUACCGCAGUUGGGAUAUAUAGGGAGGAAAAAAAGAAAAGAGAGAGAGAGAGAGAGAGAGAGAGAGAGAGAGGAGUGAAUAUGGCUUCUGAGCAACAGCUUAGGAGGGAGAACACGAACAGUGACAGGGAGGUCCACGUCGAGGGAGAGCACGACAUCCGCAGGGCUGAGGUGGUGACCCACUUCAUUGAGAAGCCGAGAGACCAGCCCUAUGAAUCCGGCGAGAGAGAGGUCCGCGGUAUGUAUAGUGUCGAGUUCGGUAGUGGGGAGAAGAAGGAUUCGGACAAGCAGCAGUUCGAGUCCCUGGCAGAGAAGGUGAAGGGGGCCGGGGAGAGGAAGCAGGAGGCGACAGGGAUCACUGGUCAAGAGGAGAAGGGAUCGGAAGCUCAACAACCUUCAUUGGAAGAGAUCUCUAAGUUGAGAGCUUUGGCUCAGCAGAACUCGAUGGACACGCUGAGGGCUGCUGAGGAGCGGUACAACACGGCGAAGGAGUCAGCAAGCCAAGGCCUGGGAUCAGUGACCGAGUACGCUUCUGAGAAGGCCUCCGAAGCUAAGGAUACGGUCGUCCAUGGAGCCCGUGCCACGACCCAUUACGUGACAGAGAAAGGGGCUGCCGCCAAGGAUGUCGCCUUGGAGAAGAGCCGACAUGGCUAUGAGGCUGCCAAGGAGUACACGGUACCGAAGGCGGAGCAGGCCAAGGAUUAUACCGUCCAGAAGGCAGCAGAGGCCAAGGACUAUACGGUGCAGAAAGCGGCGGAGGCAAAGGACAAGGCGGUGGAUGUGACCAAGGGAGUGGCAGGAUAUGCAGGGGAGAAGGCAGUGGCGGCCAAGGACGUGGCAGUGGACACGGGGAAGAGUGCAGCGGAUUACACAGGGAAGGCGGCAGCAAAUGUUAAGGACAAGGCUGUAGAGGCGGGCUGGGGAGUGGCUCACUACACAACCGAAAAGACUGUGGAGGGUACAAAGCUUGCUGCCAGGGUCGUCGAGGAUGUUGCCGGAAAAGUGGGAGAGGUAAUGGCAGGUGCAGGCCACAAGGCCGCGGAGAUGGCAACUAAGCCCCUGAGUGCUGCAAAGGAGGCCGCGAUAUCGACAGGUGAGAGCGUGAAGGAGUACACAGCUCGGAAGAGGGAAGAAGCGCAGAGAGAACACGAGGCUAGGAAAUUGGCUGAGGGUCAGGGUACCGAGGAUACGGAGAGCUUAACGAGCCAGGCAAAAGGGUUGGUCCAGGAAGGGGGCAGAGCAAUCAAAGACACUGCCCGUGCAUCUGCAGACACUGUUUCUGGUGUUUUCCAGGGAUCAGGGGCGCAAGAAGGGGGGCAAGGGGGAAUUGGCGGGACUGAUGUAAUGCAUGGCCUUACAGAGACGGCUCAAGAUGUGGUGGGAGGAGGAGCCAGAGCGGCUACUGGAACCAUUGGGAAUUUAGCAGCAAAGGCGGGAGUCACUCUGGUGGAAGGAGCCCAAACAGCCACUGACAUGGCUGGAGCAGCCACGGGCACUGCCCUAGCAGCUAUGGGCAAGGCCGGAGACAUGGUCCUAGGAUCGCAAGAAGGCGAGGAAGGGGCAGGUGGCGGGACCAGGAGAUCACAAGGCAUGACAGCGAAGACCCAGGAACUGGUGGGAGGAGGAGCCAGAGCUGCCAGUGAGACGGUCGGGGAGGUCUUCCAGGAAUCAGGAAAUUUAGCUAGGAAGGCAGGGGAGACAGUGAUGAAAGGAGCUAGAGCAACAAAGGACACAGCCCAAGCAGCUGCAGGCACUGCCCUAGCAGCCACGGGCAAGGCAGGAGAUAUGCUUUUGGGGUCAGAAGGUAUCACGGCGAAGGCAGAAGAAAUGGUGUUAGAAGGUGGCAGAGCAGCUACUGAGACUGUCGGGGAGAUAUUACAGGAAUCGGGGAAUCUAACCAUGCAAGCAGGAGACACGACUGCUGAAGGAGCCACAGCAGUCGCAGAGGCGGUGUCUGGAGGAGCCCGGGUAGCCAAAGACGUGGCCCGAGCGGCUGCAGGCACUGCUCUAGCGGCUGCGGGCAAGACAGGAGAAAUGCUCCUGGGAUCAGAGGGCCCCGCAGCAAAGGCAGAAGGAAUGAUGGCAGGAGGAGGCAGAGCAGCUACUGAAACUGUCGGGGAGAUAUUACAGGAAUCGGGGAAUCUAACUAUGCAAGCAGGAGACACGGCUGCUGAAGGAGCCAGAGCAGUUACAGAGACUGUGUCUGGAGGAGCCCGAGUAGCCAAAGACGUGGCCCGAGCGGCUGCAGGCACUGCUCUAGCGGCUGCGGGCAAGGCAGGAGAAAUGCUCCUGGGAUCGGAAGGCCCCGCGACAAAGGCAGAAGGAAUGAUGGUAGGAGGAGGCAGAGCAGCUACUGAAACUGUCGGGGAGAUAUUCAAGGAAUCUGGAAAUUUAGCCACGAAGGCAGGAGACACGGCGGCAGAAGGAGCAAGCAUAGCCACAGAGAUGUUGUCGGGAGGAGCCCGUGCAGCUAAAGAAACGGCCGAAGCUGCUGCGGGCACUACCCUAGCAGCUACAGGCAAAGCAGGGGAAGUGAUCUUGGGAUCAGAAGGUAUGGCAGAAAAGGCAGAAGCUAUGACGGUGAGAGGAGCCCGAGCGGCUACGGAGACAACCGGGGAGAUCUUCCGGGAAUCAGGGAAUUUAGCUGCGAGGGCAGGAGGUGUUGUCGAGGAAGGAGCCGCAGUAGCAGGACGCGCCAUGGUGGGAGGAACCAGAAUAGCCAAAAACACAGUUGGAGCAGCAAUGGAAAGGGGCGGGGAGAUGUUGGAGGUAUUGGGCCAGCACGAAGAGGAGGAGGUGGGAGGUGGGACUGGGAGAGUGUCACAGCAGCUGGAGCAGGAGCAGAGAGGGGGAAGUGUGCUGGGAGCGAUCGGUGAGACCAUAGCCGAGUUGGCCCAGACAACUACCAACAUCGUUGCGGGGCCGCCAGGGCAUAAACUGGUGGAGACUACUUAUGAGUACACAGCUGUCGAGGCCGACGAAGGAGUAGAGAAGCAGAAAGGAAGGGAUGCAUGAGGAUUCGAAAGAUAGUUUGCAGUUUAGUCAUGUUUUUUCUGAGAGUAAAUAAUGGUUUCUGUGGUGCAGGUUGAGAAGAAGCAUCAGAUGGAUGCUGGCUUAGUGUCUGGUUUUUUCGAGGGUGGGUUGUCGAUUGUACGUCCCAUGUUUGUGUUCUGUUGUAGAUGAAAUGAAAUGAAUAAAUUUCAGACUCGUAAAAGAA